GUUUUUUCACAUCUAUCCUUUCAAGCAUGCUUCAGCAACAAACCGCCGCUCGUCUCGUCUCUCUCGUAAACGCAACGAAGAUCCUUAAGAUCAUACCUCAGAGGUCCUUUGGCUUAGCCUCUGCUUCUACCUCGACUGCCACUUCAACAACCGGAGGAUUAUUUCAUGACGGCGCUAAUCUUUCAUGGAAAACAACCAUGGAAACGCCCACCAGUAGACAUGAUUUUGGCAAGGCAUCCGUACAGCAGCAGCUCAAGCUCUUUUCGUCCUCCUCUCACCGCUUUCCGCUUUCGCCACCCAUGGCCUCACCACCACCAGCAACGAUACGCGCAGGUGCUCUUCAUGGCCAUGCCAUUAGAAGAUUUUCACAGCGUGCGAAUUUCUGGAUUGGAAACAAUGCAGCCAAAGCCUGCCUCUCUCGCUCCAGAACCAUCCAGCAGCAGCUCAGAUCCUAUGCUCAGUAUCGCGUCACAAGAAGGAGACCUAUCCGGCUCAUCUUCAAGAUGAUGGCUGCUUCGACUGCCCUUGUUGCUAUUCCCGCCAUCUUGCUCUUUGGAGCGCCAAUUGCGAGUAUUGUCUUCAUUCCCAUUGCUAUCGGAGGCAUCUUUGGAGGCGCAAUUCUGCUUACAGGAGGGAUCCUGUUCUUUGUCUUACCCGUCGUUGCUGUCGGAGGCGCACUCACCUUCUGGCUGUACGCCAUGCCCGCCGCUGUCACGGCCAAGGACCUGAACAAGAUCCUGAAGCGCGCAAAGAGCGGGGAAACCGUAUCAGCUUUGAGUGCAUUGGGACAAGACUGGGAGCUCCAAAGAGCAAAGCCGGAUGAAUGGUUCAGAUGGGAGUUUCCUCACAAUGAGAAUUCGCUUGAUAGGAUCAGCAUCCGCAUGGCAGUUUUUGACCCCAACGACAGCAGUGCGCGCAAGCAAAGGACGAUGAAGUGGUUGGAUAACAUCGAGACGAAUGUGGACGAAAACAACAUCGCCAAGUGGGAGGUGGAGGCGGGCGAGGAUGGCGAGAUUGUUAGGAGGGUCACGAAAUCGUCGAAGCACUUUGAGGUCCACAACAACUCUGAUAAGCUGGACAUCGAGAGUUUGUACAUCAACCGAGACAACGAUCACCUAAUAAUCGAGAUCAAGGAUGAUGGCGAAAAACUGUUGAAACAAAAGUGGGGCAAGAAAUACCUAGAGUUGGCCAAGGUUAUUGACCAGGCUGCAUCUGAGCUAGAAAUGGAGGGCCAUGAUCUGGGCGAGCAGGUCGUAUUGGUCCGCAAGGACAAGGGAAGGUCAUUCUGGAACAAGUUCUCACUCGGUGGCGAUAUCGCUCUCCGCAUCCCUUUCAACCGUACUUGGGUCCAUGAUGUCACGGACGAAUAACCGGCCGGUAUCCUUCAGACCAGCACCACCAACUUCAAGUUCAUUUUCCUCGCACUCGCAGCUUUUCUUGAUGGGCUGAUUUGACCAUGUAAAAUACAGU
Gamsiella multidivaricata is the source of this 1470-nucleotide messenger RNA. RefSeq lists its product as uncharacterized. Bases 27 to 1370 code for a protein of 447 amino acids. The transcript has a single exon. The record is from RefSeq and is a predicted model, not a curated record. NCBI's taxonomy places the organism in Eukaryota, Fungi, Mortierellomycota, Mortierellomycetes, Mortierellales, Mortierellaceae.